AUGGGACUUUUGAUCGUGUUACUUCUGAUGCAGAAAUUACUGCCUGUGCCAAGUCUCCAAAGUCGAUCUGUCCCAGAAGACUUCAUCGCGCCCUUGGAGCUCCAGCAGAAACAUUUUGGCUUAGUGGAUGAUUAUGGCCUUAAACCACGCCAUCCCAAGUUCCAGAUACGGAAACGGCGUAAGGAGUCAGAAACAUUGCACAGAACACAUAAAAGCAAGAGGGAUGAACCAAAUUUUGAAGAGUAUUAUUACGAUGACCUCCUUUGA
Messenger RNA from Protobothrops mucrosquamatus (brown spotted pit viper), 267 nucleotides. It is a transcript of the gene FREY1, whose product is annotated as chromosome unknown C11orf94 homolog. Bases 1 to 267 code for a protein of 88 amino acids. The transcript is spliced from 3 exons. NCBI's taxonomy places the organism in Eukaryota, Metazoa, Chordata, Lepidosauria, Squamata, Viperidae. The record is from RefSeq and is a predicted model, not a curated record.